GGCGAGGCAUAUAAAUAGAGGCGAGGAGAAGGCGGUGGUCCGCCAUUUCGUGGACGCCGGGUCAGCGAGAGCAUCUGCUGGAGCCGGGAGGGGUGGGAAGCGGGAAGACCCAUCCGAGGGUGUGUUGAUUUGAGCGUCAGCUUUCUAAUCCACGAUCUCGAAAUGCAUCGUGAUUCCUGUCCAUUGGACUGUAAGGUUUAUGUAGGUAAUCUUGGAAACAACGGUAACAAGACUGAAUUGGAACGAGCUUUUGGCUAUUAUGGACCACUCCGAAGUGUGUGGGUUGCUAGAAACCCUCCCGGCUUUGCUUUUGUUGAAUUUGAAGAUCCCCGAGAUGCAGCCGAUGCUGUCCGAGAACUAGAUGGGAGAACAUUAUGUGGCUGCCGAGUAAGAGUGGAACUCUCGAAUGGUGAAAAGAGAAGUCGAAAUCGUGGCCCACCUCCGUCUUGGGGUCGUCGCCCUCGAGAUGAUUAUCGGAGAAGAAGUCCUCCACCUCGCCGCAGAUCUCCAAGACGGAGAAGCUUCUCCCGCAGCCGGAGCAGGUCCCUUUCUAGAGAUAGGAGGAGAGAGAGAUCCCUGUCUCGGGAGAGAAAUCACAAGCCGUCCCGAUCCUUUUCUAGGUCUCGUAGCCGAUCUAGAUCAAAUGAAAGGAAAUAGAAGACCAGUUUGCAAGAGGAGUGGUGUACAGGAAAUAACUUCAUUUGACAGGAGUAUGUACAGAAAAUUCAAGUUUUGUUUGAGACUUCAUAAGCUUGGUGCAUUUUUAAGAUGUUUUAGCUGUUCACAUUUGUUUGUCUCUUGGAACAGUGACACAUAAAGAUGUAAUUCUCUAUGAUUUGAAUGGAUCAUACGAGGCAUGUAAUAUCAAGAAUUGUUACUUUACAAUGUUCCCUUAAGCAAAAUUGAAUUUGCUUUGAAGUUUUGUCUUAUAUAGACUGAUAAAAAACCUCUUACUCCUGCCCAGCUAAACCUUGACAUUUAAUAUUAUGAGAACAAAACUGGCAAAAAUUAAAUGAAGUCUUUCUAUAGCUGGGAUAAUAGUAUGCAGCUGUAGUUAAAUAAGCAGUCUUUAAAAGCUGGUGUGAACACAAGCCAGCAAUAAAAAUUAAGCUGCACUAUUAAACUAGAUUAGAGGUUUAAAAAAAAAAGAAUCCAACUAGUCUUCGUACUGGGCAGGGUGUCCAGUUGGUAUAGAAUUGGAAGUUUCAAGAAAGUUAGUUUACCUUUGUUUUAGGUCAUAAGUUCCUUACGUGAUUGCUGUAUAUGAAAACAUGGCUCUUUGUAAUAUUCUCUAUUUGGUAAUUUGAAACUAUUAAAGAUACCAGUGUUCUGCCAGUUUAAGGGUACAUUGUAGAGCUGAACUUUGAGUUACUGUGCAAGAUUUUUUUUUCAUGCUGUCAUUUGUAAUAUGUUUGUGAGAAUCCUUGGGAUUAAAGUUUUGGUUACAAAUUGUUGUUUAACCUGAAAGCCUGUUUUUCCUUGCAAAACUAAAAUCUGUGAGCUUGGUAUCAAGUCCAGGUAUAACAUUCCUAUUGGAAGCCAUACUUAUAUUUUCUUGUAAAGUGCUUUUGAAUUAAUAAAAUAUUAGCAUAAUUGUGUAA
Molecule: messenger RNA, 1601 nt
Organism: Mustela lutreola (European mink)
Lineage: Eukaryota; Metazoa; Chordata; Mammalia; Carnivora; Mustelidae
Gene: SRSF3
Product: serine and arginine rich splicing factor 3
Exons: 6
Coding region: 163-657 (164 amino acids)
Biological process (GO): mRNA splicing, via spliceosome
Cellular component (GO): nuclear speck
Molecular function (GO): RNA binding
Source: RefSeq, a predicted model, not a curated record